UUCUUGAUCUUCCUUUUUACACUCGCUCGUUGGCCUUGAACUGCACAGUGAUCCCGCUCCUGUCGACUCAUCCCAUCAACCCCUUCGCGCCACGUCCGCCAGGCCCGUCGCCUCGUUACCGCACCAAUGUACCUCCCUAUCAGAGAAGAUGCUGCCGCCCCGCCGGUAAACCCUUUCAAGCUUUACCACUAUGACCCUAGCAUCGCGGGCGCCGUCGUCGUGCUUCUACUGUUUCUCGGCACCACGGCCCUGCAUUUCUGGCAGCUGUUUCGGGCCCGAUGUUGGUUCAUGCUGCCGUUGGCUAUUGGCGGUAUCUUCGAGUUCGUCGGGUACGCCGCUCGUGCGAAGUCGGGCGCCGAAAGCCCCAACUGGACGCUGGGUCCAUACAUCAUCCAGGCGAUUCUGCUUCUUGUCGCACCGGCGCUGUUCGCUGCCACCAUCUACAUGCAGCUCGGCCGGAUCAUACUGCUCUUGCAUGGCGAGUCCCGGGCAUUGAUCAAGAAGAAGUGGUUGACCAAGAUAUUUGUCACUGGGGAUGUGCUGUCAUUCUUUUUGCAAGCAGGGGGCGGCGGAUAUCAGGCCACUGGGACUCUUGAAGCCCUUAACAACGGAGCAACUGUCAUCAUCGUGGGCCUGUUUGUGCAGCUCGUCUUCUUCGGCGUCUUCAUGGUCGUCGCCGUGGCCUUUAUCCUCUCCAUCCGGCGGGCGCCAACCUCCCAGUCACAGACGCACUCGUCGAUCUGGCGGCGCCAGAUGUUUGCCCUAUGCGUGGGAAGUAUGCUCAUUAUGGUCCGCUCAGUAUUCCGCGCCAUUGAGUAUCUGCAAGGCUUCGACGGAUACCUUCUCAGCCACGAGGCGUACCUCUACGUCUUCGAUGCGGUGCUUAUGUUCCUGGUUAUGGUGCUCUUCAACUACAUUCAUCCAUCCGAAGUGGCAGAGCUCCUUGUCCGGGAAGAUCGGGAGUGGAAGAUGGGAAUCCUCCCUGACAACCGCUACGAUACGCGCCUGGAUUCCGAUUCUUGAUGAGCGAAGUUACCUAUCCUUUGUAACAGGCUGGGGGGCGGAUUUUAGGCAGAGCCUGGCAUGUAUGGAAGUAUGUCGGUUGGGAUCUUCUAGAAGGGGCACGGCGUUUU
Messenger RNA from Chaetomium strumarium, 1133 nucleotides. RefSeq names its product RTA1 protein. The record is from RefSeq and is a predicted model, not a curated record. The transcript is spliced from 5 exons. Gene Ontology annotation, cellular component: membrane. NCBI's taxonomy places the organism in Eukaryota, Fungi, Ascomycota, Sordariomycetes, Sordariales, Chaetomiaceae. Bases 127 to 1023 code for a protein of 298 amino acids.